This is a messenger RNA of Achroia grisella, 975 nucleotides long. RefSeq lists its product as uncharacterized. The transcript has 8 exons. The coding region runs from base 1 to 975 and encodes 324 amino acids. NCBI's taxonomy places the organism in Eukaryota, Metazoa, Arthropoda, Insecta, Lepidoptera, Pyralidae. The record is from RefSeq and is a predicted model, not a curated record.
AUGCCAAUAUCAGACGUGCUUCUCCAUCCAGAGUACAAGCAUUUUAAAGAGAAGGAGAGUAUUGCUAUCCUGAAAAUGAUCACUCCGAUAAAAUCCAAAUACGUAUUACCAGCGUGUUUGCCAUUUAAAAACUUCUUAAUAGGUAAAAAUGGAAGACAGACAACGGAAAAAUUGUUUCACAUUGAUUUUAGUAGUGAUGUACCUAGAGAUUUUGUGGAGGAAGAGAAAGAAGUGGUUAGAAUUAGUCUGCUGCCAAGAGAGCUUUGCUAUUUAUAUGACAAUCCUGUGAAUACAUCAAACUUGGCUAAGAACCGCAUUGCUUGUUCCACUGGGUGUGGUUUCCACUCUGGAGCGCCAAGUCUUGUCCACGAGCACACAGGCCACUGGUCCAUUGUAGCACUCUCACAAGGUGGGGCACCAUGUCCUGACCCUCUCCGUGUUCGUCGCCCCCCUCCCCCGCCCCGGCACAUAAUCCUCCAUCCCUACGUACCCUGGAUUACUGCUGCCAUCACUGGUAAAGCUGUGGGAGCGUUCGCUAAAGAUGAUCCAUUUGGAUUUAUGAUGCCUCGAGCGUCGUUCCACGAUUUGAUCGGACACGAUUGGAACGGCCACUGGUGGAUGGGUGGGCGGAGAUGUUUCGACAGAGGAGAAGCAGCUGAUGACAUGUUCCGAUUCUAUCAUGAGAUAUUCCAAGUCAAGCCCACCAUUUUGACUUACCUCAGUUAUUAUCUAGAGGUGGAUGCCAGUCACGAUUGCCUUAUAAUUUGCGUAAAAGUUGGUAUGCCGUAUCAAAUUGGUCAACCUAAGGUAACGGAAUUGGAUACUCCGGUAGUCAGGGUACGGAUACCCACAGUGACAUUCAGACAUCUGUACAAGUUUCAAGUUGAAGUUUGGGGAUACAAUGCAACCGAAUCCUCGACCAGCUCAGGUGCAUCUUCCUCGUCACCCGAAGAACCAUCGGACGAGGAUGAAUAG